UUGACAGUCACAGUAACAAGUCACAAUCCUUGACUUUUCAGAAUUUUCACUUCAGCUUCUCUAUUUUGUUACGCGGUUAGGAAGCGGUGCUUAGUCAACUUAUUUUAAAUUAUAUUAAAUUAAUAUAUACAUACUAACAUACUUAUUUAAAGAUGUUUCUUACUAGAAGUGAAUAUGAUAGGGGAGUAAAUACUUUUUCUCCAGAAGGGCGUUUGUUUCAAGUUGAAUAUGCUAUAGAAGCUAUUAAGCUGGGCUCAACAGCAAUUGGCAUUUGUACAAGUGAAGGUGUUGUACUGGCGGUAGAAAAACGUAUAACAUCCCCAUUAAUGGAACCAACAACUAUUGAAAAAAUUGUGGAGGUUGAUAAACAUAUUGGAUGUGCUGUUUCUGGGCUUAUGGCAGAUUCUCGAACAAUGAUAGAUAGAGCUCGUGUGGAGUGCCAAAAUCAUUGGUUUGUUUACAAUGAAAAUAUGAGUGUAGAAUCUUGUGCACAAGCUGUCUCCAAUUUAGCUAUUCAGUUCGGGGAUUCAGAUGAUGAUGGUGCAGCUAUGUCGAGGCCAUUUGGAGUUGCUAUUUUGUUUGCUGGCAUAGAUGCUAAGGGUCCUCAGUUGUAUCACAUGGAUCCUUCAGGCACAUUUGUACAAUUUGAUGCUAAAGCAAUAGGUUCUGGUUCAGAGGGUGCUCAACAGAGCUUACAGGAAGUAUACCAUCGUAGCAUGACUCUUGAAGAGGCAACUACUUCAGCUCUAACAAUACUUAAACAAGUGAUGGAGGAAAAAUUGAAUUCCUCAAAUGUUGAAGUAAUGACUAUGACACCUGAAAACUUAUUCCAUAUGUUUGCAAAGGAGCAGGUAGAGGAGGUAAUUUCAAAAUUGUCUUAAUUUACAUUAUAAUUAAAUAAGCGAUUAUGGUUAUUGAGUAAUUUUACAUUAAUUAUAUUUUCUUUUAUACUCUGUAAGAA
Anoplophora glabripennis (Asian longhorned beetle) is the source of this 961-nucleotide messenger RNA. RefSeq names its product proteasome subunit alpha type-5 (gene Prosalpha5). Bases 153 to 881 code for a protein of 242 amino acids. The record is from RefSeq and is a predicted model, not a curated record. Gene Ontology annotation, cellular component: proteasome core complex, alpha-subunit complex; proteasome core complex; nucleus. NCBI's taxonomy places the organism in Eukaryota, Metazoa, Arthropoda, Insecta, Coleoptera, Cerambycidae. The transcript is spliced from 4 exons. Gene Ontology annotation, biological process: proteasome-mediated ubiquitin-dependent protein catabolic process.